AUGAUUGGAUAUCCAUAUACCUGGGAGAAGGGGAAAGGGACUGCAAAUUGGAUUGAGGAGAAACUUGAUAAGGUUUUGGUGACGAAUGAGUGGCGUAAUAUAAUUCCCCAUGUAAAGGUCAUGAAUUUGAGAACUAGGAAGUCAGAUCAUUCGGCCAUUUUCUUUACAAUCCAGGAGGAAAUAGGGAGAGAUGGGGGUAGGAAGAGGGGUUUUCGAUUUGAGAUGGCCUGGUUAUAUGAUGAGGGGUGUAGGAGUGUGGUGGAGCAGGCGUGGCAGGAAGGAAGGGGACAGGGUUUACAGGAUUGUGUUCAUUACUGUGGAAACCGGUUAACACGCUGGGGUGGGGGUUGGUUCCAUAAGUAUGGGAAACAGAUUAUGAGAUUGAAAAGGGAUCAACAGCGUUUGAGAGGACGCACUGACUCGGCCUCACUUGCCGAAUUUCAGCGAAUAGAGCAACUUCUGAGUCACACUGAGGCCCAAGAGGAUGCAUACUGGAGGCAGAGGGCCAAGCAGCACUGGCUCAAGGAGGCCGACGCUAAUACCAAAUUCUUUCACAGUUCUGGGAAUCCGGGAUCUGGAGGGGAAUUUUUUGGGGGAUACAACCCAGGGUGGAGGGAUGUCGCGAGCUUUGUGCUUAACUGCCUUGAAUCUGGUGAGCUUCCAUCUGGUUUGAAUGAAACAGAUAUUGUGUUGAUCCCUAAAAAGAAUAAUCCAGAGUUAGUAACUGAUUUACGCCCUAUAGCACUUAGCAAUGUGAUUUACAGGAUAAUUGCUAAAAUGAUGGCUAAUAGAAUGAAGCCUUUGAUGGAAGGGAUAAUAUCCGAGUCACAAAGUGCUUUUAUCCCGGAUAGGUUGAUAACGGAAAAUAUUUUGUUAGCUGCAGAAGUAGGACAUUUUCUGAAUCGGAAACAGUGUGGAGUGGGGGGAUGGGGUGCACUUAAGCUAGACAUGGCUAAGGCAUAUGAUCGUAUGGAGUGGCCCUUUCUCCGUAAUAUGAUGGUGGCGUUAGGGUUCCAUGAUAAAUGGGUUGAAUUGAUUAUGAAAUGUGUGACCACAGUUUCCUACAGUAUUCUGGUGAAUGGCUCAAGGAGUGACCCAAUAAUACCCACGCGUGGUUUAAGACAGGGAGAUCCGCUGUCCCCAUACUUGUUUAUUAUCUGUGCAAAGGGGCUUUCGUUGUUACUACAACAGGCUAACAACACGGGGUUAAUUCAUGGAUGUAGAGUGUCAAGAGGCGCCCCCCAAAUCUCUCACUUAUUCUUUGCGGACGAUAGUCUUUUAUUUUUUAAGGCUAAUGUGGAGGAGGCAAAUGAGGUAAGGAGAUGCCUGACAGUAUAUGAGGAUCUAUCUGGGCAGGUGGUAAACUACCAUAAGUCAAGUAUUUGCUAUAGCAGAAAUACGAGUAAUAUGGAUAGGGAAAGUGUGGUUCAAGUCUUGGGGGUGGGGCAGGCUCCGAAUUUUGUAUGCACGGCUAUAGAGAGGACCAUGAAUAGAUAUUGGUGGGACUCUGGGGCAGAUAACCGAAUACACUGGAAGGCUUGGGACAAAUUAUGCGUCCCUAAGAAGUAUGGUGGAUUGGGAUUUAAGGAUUUACAUGCGUUUAAUAUAGCUAUGUUGGGAAAACAGGCAUGGCGAAUGCUCACUAAACCUGAUUCCUUAGUAGCUCGUGUUUAUAAAGCCCGGUAUUUUCCCAAAGGUACUUUCUUUGAUGCACAGAUAGGGAAUAACCCCAGUUUUUGUUGGCGGAGUAUAAUGGCAGCAAAGAGUAUAAUUUGUAGUGGGGUCAGACGAAGGAUUGGGAAUGGGGAAUCUGCACUCAUAUGGACUCACCCAUGGUUGUUAGAUGAGCAGGAUCCUAUGGUACAAACAGAGAUGCCAAUACAGCUACGAGAGGCCAGAGUGGUGGGUUUAAUUGAUCAACAAACUGGUACAUGA
This is a messenger RNA of Ipomoea nil (Japanese morning glory), 1935 nucleotides long. RefSeq lists its product as uncharacterized. Bases 1 to 1935 code for a protein of 644 amino acids. NCBI's taxonomy places the organism in Eukaryota, Viridiplantae, Streptophyta, Magnoliopsida, Solanales, Convolvulaceae. The transcript is spliced from 4 exons. The record is from RefSeq and is a predicted model, not a curated record.